Molecule: messenger RNA, 3464 nt
Organism: Cyprinus carpio (common carp)
Lineage: Eukaryota; Metazoa; Chordata; Actinopteri; Cypriniformes; Cyprinidae
Product: zinc finger protein Gfi-1b-like
Exons: 7
Coding region: 554-1558 (334 amino acids)
Biological process (GO): regulation of transcription by RNA polymerase II
Molecular function (GO): DNA-binding transcription factor activity; RNA polymerase II cis-regulatory region sequence-specific DNA binding
Source: RefSeq, a predicted model, not a curated record
AGCUGUUCUACAGCAGAUAAAUCAACAGAUGACCAUUAACAAAGAUAAUAAAUUACUAAACUGACAGCAGAUAAUUAAAAUAAUUAGUUUGCACUAUAUCUCCAACUUUUAACACGUUCUGUUAUCUAAUUAACUUUCUGAAUGUCCCAAUAAAAGAAAAAUAGACCUAAACAUAUAGCCUAUAAAAACGAAUAGACUGAUUUAAAAUAAUAUCUAGUAUUUGUUAAAAUAUCUUGAAUAUGUUGUUAAAUCAUUAUGGAAAAGAGUGCCCACCACACCAGGAUGUUUAAGUUUGCGUUUAGUAGGCAAAUGUCGCACCUGCUCCGUCUGUAAUUGGUUGAAAGCUCAGUCAGAUUCCACCGCAGAAUUAUCGGAUUGAAAAUCAGGGAGGGGAGCUGAAAAAACUCAACGCAACCAACUCACAGCGAUGCAGAGCUUAAGUUUCUAAACAUCACAACGGAUUUCCCUGCGCCCUUCAACGCGAAGUUUGCCUCUCAAACAAUCAAAGGACUUUAAACAUUAAGUUUUCAGUUUUUAUUUUUUCAGAAUCAUCAUGCCACGAUCAUUUUUGGUGAAAAGUAAAAAGUCUCACAAUGUGCACCGACCCAUCGACACCGAGCAAAGUCAACAGAAACUCCCGGACCCAUCAUCCAAAACAAUCCCAGCGCUGGUCCCUUUGGAACCAAAGGAAUGUAAUAUCCCAGAGCGGCCCCAGGUAGAUUCGGUCACUCGGCCGUCCCACAGAGACCCGUAUGACUUCAUCAAGUGUGAGCAAGAGCCAGACUGCCCAAUACCAUCUCUACCUGAGCUGCCUGUCACAACCAGACGGCCAUUUUACUUAUCUGAGCCUCAGCUGGCAGAGUUCCCUCCCUACUACAAGAGCUCUUAUACCUGGGAUCAUGUUCCUGCAACAUAUGACUUCAGGCAGAUGGGCUUCUCUCCAUCGCUCCUGCAGCACGCCAGCAGCCUGUACGGAGCUCAUCUGAAGCAGAGCUCUGAGCCUCAACAACCACUGGACUGCAGCACACACUACUCACCCACGUCUAACACCUACCACUGCAUUACCUGUGAUAAGGUGUUUUCCACCCCUCAUGGGCUGGAGGUUCACGUCAGACGUUCUCACAGUGGCACACGUCCCUUUGGAUGCAGCAUCUGCAGAAAGAGCUUUGGCCAUGCUGUCAGCUUAGAGCAACACAUGAACGUCCACUCUCAGGAAAGAAGUUUUGAGUGCAAGAUGUGUGGAAAGACCUUCAAGCGCUCCUCAACGUUGUCCACUCACCUGCUGAUCCACUCAGACACACGGCCGUACCCCUGCCAGUACUGCGGCAAAAGAUUCCACCAGAAAUCCGAUAUGAAGAAACACACCUACAUUCACACAGGUGAGAAACCUCACAAAUGCCAGGUGUGUGGCAAGGCCUUUAGCCAGAGCUCUAACCUCAUCACACACAGCCGCAAACACACCGGAUUCAAGCCGUUCGGCUGUGAGAUCUGUUCCAAAGGCUUCCAGAGGAAGGUAGAUCUUCGCAGACACCACGAGAGCCAGCACAGCCUUAAAUAAUGGAGAUUGCAUAUGGAAAUGAAGACCACUGAUGACUGCAAAAAAGACUGUUGCUUCAGAGGAAUGUGUUUAGACUCCUGUUAAAGGGAUACUAUUUUAUCAUCAUUUACGCACCCUCAUGUUGUUCCAAACAAUUUAGUUAUUGUUAACUUAAACUAAAAGUAGCAUUAAAAAUAAAGUUUGGUAACUGGAAUAAAUCUGGAAUUAAAUAAAUAUUAGAUGAAAAGCUUUAAAAAACUGCAUACAUAAAAAUACAUAAAUUAUUUAAUUGCAAAGAUUAGCAAUGUUGACAAAUGAAGUUGAAGUACUAAACUCAAAACUAAAACUUAAAUAAAAAUAAAUUAAUGCUAUAUAGAAAAAUAUUUUUUUAAAAGCUAAAGAAUAUAUAAGCGACUUUAAAAUAUUUGUAAAAAAUACUAUAUAAUAUAAAACAAAUAAUAUAGAAUACACUGAAAGUCAAAGGGGUCUCAAAUGAUAUUGAGAUAUUGUUAAAAUAUCAGCUUUUGUGCUUCCACAGAAGAACCAAAGUCAUACAGGUUUGAAACAACUUGAGGGGAGUAAAUUAUUGAAUUCAAAAUACAUUUCUUUAUUCUACACAAAAAGUCCAUCAAAUGUCCUUUUAAAUAUUAAAUCAUAAUGUCCAAACAUAUUUCUUUCAUUUCUAAACUUGCUUUUUAAUGCAGUGAAAUGAUUGUAUGUUAGUGUUUAGACUGAUCUUUGAUUUUGUGUUAUUUAUAGAAACUCUUGUCUCACAAUAAAUACUCCUCUUUGAAAUUGGUGCUUGAUCAAUAAUUCAUAAAAGUGGAUUUUUCAAUCUAGUUGUGAGAUAAAGAGAAGGGGGAGGAGUGCAUGUACUGUAAAUGUGUAAAAAAAAUCAGUCCUGGUACAGUGAAAAAUGAGAAGAGUCAGCAAACACGGCUUUGCUGUGUUUGUCUUCUUGUGUCUCCGCCCUGUCGAGGAUCCGGAUACACAGUUCCGUUGGUCUUGCUCAUGGCUUUGCACACUGCCGGAGGCUGUGUGAAAUCUCUGGUGUGACUAGAGAUAAAGCUUCAUUCAAAUAGGUACCUGGAACUCUACAUGCAAAUCUCCUGCCUGGCAGGUUUGUAAACUUCAUGCGGCUGAAUGAACGGACCUUCUGGGCCUGAGCUUGGCGGAGAAAGGCAAAGCAGCAAAACAAAGAAAUUGAUGUUUAUGAAUGCAAUGAUUCCUGUGAUUAAACUUUGACCAACUGGGACUCCUUAGUCUUAGUUGUGCAAACAUUUUGACUAAGAAAACUCAGAGAUUUACUGACGUCUGCUUCUCAGGUCACUCCCAUCAGCGGAGUUCAAGCUGCUUUGCCAAACAAAUUCCCACUGACACAGCUUUGCGCACACCGCCCCUUUCAAACAAAACAGACAGUUAGGAAAAUCCAAUCAGUCUACACUGUACUGUAUCAUAAACCAUGCAUUGCACACCUCACAUGUGGUUCCCUCAGACGCUGGUAGUGGCGGCUGAUCACAAAACAGGGUCAUGACUGGUAAGUGCGGUUAUUCAGCGAAGAGGAACUUACUGAGAAAAAAGCUGAAGAAAGUUGGACAGAAAUCUCAUCACUUCCACUUCUGACCUGUUCCCCAUCUGCGCCCUGCACACCUGCUCACCUGUCAAAAAAGUUCGGAACAGAAAUCAGUGUUCACAUCAGGGUGGAAACAGACAGUGCAUCUCUAGUAACAGUUGGUAAACAAAUCUGUGGUGCCCAUGCAAAUAAUUCUUUUAUUACCUCAGCAACGGGGUCUGAGUCAUGCUGAGGACAGUUACAGCCACAUCCUGGAACGAGACAGUAAAUCCAACAGCAAAUCACAAUCUUGCUCAGUGAGCCAAUCGGUGUCAGAUUUGGAUGACAGACAAUGUAUGAGCAAACAGGAUUUUA